UGUAAAAGAAAACGCCGAUUUCCGUGGAUCUGACAUAAAAAUGGUACCUAACGUGGUCUCUAUAGUGAAGUGUAAAGCUCUGUGUACUGCCCAGACCGGGUGUGCUUCCCUUACCCACCAACCGUCCACCUUAAGGUGCUUCCUCAAGAACAGAGAGUUCAGUGAGGCUCAAUCCAUAUCUAUGAACGGGGUUAACAGUAGGAAUAUGAAAUGUCCUAAGGCUAAGCUUGAGGGAGCAUGGACGCAGAUUGCAGGGGGUCUUACAAGGAUCAACAAGGGGAAGUCUGGAGUGUGGGGUGUCAACAGUGGUAGAAACGUCUACAAGCUUAAUGAGGACGGAGCAAGCUGGACCCAAAUAACCGGACAAGCUUUAACCCACGUGGCGUCAGGAUCCGAGGUGUGGGGAGUUAACAAAAUUCAGGGAUCUCCAGGUGAAAUCUACAAGUACCUGGGAGAUAACAAAUGGCAAACAAUCCCCGGCCAACUCAUAAACGUUGAUGUGAGCGAUAAUGGAAAUGUCUGGGGAGUCAACGGAGCCGGCAGCAUCUAUAGAAGGCGAGGUGACUCGUGGCAGGAAAUCCAAGGGAAAGCUAUAGAAGUCAGUGUUGGAAUGGCAGGAGUGUGGGUAGUCAACUCAGCAAACAACAUUUACUACAGAGCCGGAACACGUGGUGAUAACAACAUUUCUGGGACCACUCUUAAAGUUCUAACUGUCCCACUUUUACAGUGGGUGUUGGUGCCAGGAAAGCUGAAGUGGAUAGCUUCAGGAAGAGACAUUGUGGUCGGAGUGAAUGCAGCUGAUGACAUAUAUUACCGGGAGGGAAUCAGCAACGCCGCCCCCACAGGUACUAAAUGGGUCAAGUUACCCGGAAAACUAAGUCAAAUCAGUGUAUUUGAUGACCAAGUACUUGGAACAAAUAAAGCACAAAACAUCUACAAGACACCUUACAACGCUCCAAAAGUCCCAGUUCUAGCAGGACAAACAAGCAAAGGACUCGGCGGUCUGCAGGUUGGAGACAAGAUCACAUACUCCGGUGUUUUUACACCAGCUGUCGCCAGGUUCGGAAUGAACAUCAAGGACAGUGCAUCUAACUACCUCUUCAGAAUGGCUUUCAGGCCCGCUGGGGAUGGAAGCAUCCUAGUUAUGAACUCUCGAAAGAAUGCAAAUUGGCAGGGAGAGCUGAGAGCACCCCUUCCAGCUUUCGAAGCGGGCAAAGAGUUCAAAAUCACCGUUUCAGUGUUGGAGGAUAAGUAUAUUGCGUCUUUUAACGGGGAGGUAAUGCCUGGAGUUAACUUCCCAAAGAGGCAGGCCUACAGCGGUGCUACAAAGUUUGAAGUGUUUGGGGGAGCAGCGCUGAAGGCAGGCGGAGUGCCUAUAUUGUGGAAUACCAUUAUCAGAGAGAAACCCCUAGGUGAGGGUGAGGGUGAGGAUGAGGACGAGCCUGAGGUUAACAUUCUGACGAAGGAUCUUGUAGCCACCCAAAACAAUGUAGGAUGGGGUGGAGUUGCCGCACGAGCAAUUGAUGGAAACACAAACGGGCAAUGGCCAGCUGGAACCUGUACACACACCUCCUCUAACAUCAAUAACUGGUGGAGGGUAAAACUUGACGGAAUGUACAAAGUAGACAGAGUUGUCCUUUAUAAUCGGGAGGACUGCUGUCAGAACAGAAUAAACCUCGCUAGGGUAUAUGUAGGAGCUGUGCUGUGUGGAGAGGUAGCCUUCAAAGCUGGACAGAGUAAGUACGUGGUAUCUUGUGGAGGAGCUGUAGGAGGAGCUAUCAAGGUGAGCUUGCCCUACAACUACCUUACCCUUUGUGAGGUGCAGGCGUACGGUCAGGAAACCGAGGAAACACCGCUCACCAAUGUCGCUGCAGGAAUGCCUGCUUGGAGUAGCAGUGUCGGGUGGGGCGGGGUAGCAUCACGAGGGGUAGACAGGAAGAGUAGUGGUAUCUGGGCUAUGGGAACCUGUACCCACUCUGCCAACGCUGGCUUCAAUCAGUGGAAGGUGGACUUACUGGACCACUUUGAUGUGGACGCUGUUGUUAUCUACAACAGGUUGGACUGUUGCCAGAACAGAAUUAACGGCGCUAAGGUAUAUGUUGACGACACCCUGUGCGGUGCAGUGGAGUAUAUAGCCAGUAACAGUGUGUUCCGUGUUAACUGUAACGGAGCCAGUGGUUCCAAGGUCAGUGUCACCCAGGACGGACAGUAUCUGACUCUGUGUGAGGUCCAAGUUCUUGCUAAGCCAAGUGAUGAUCUAGGAGCUCUAAUUAAUGUAGCUGAUGACGGUACUGCUACCCAGUCUACAGUUGGCUGGGGUGGUGUAGCUUCCAGAGCUAUCGACGGAAACAUUGAAGCUAAAUAUGCUGAAGGAAGUUGUUCCCACACUGGAAACGUUAACAAUGGAUGGUGGCACCUGGAAUUCCCAGAACCAGUACCAGUUUCCAAGGUGGUUAUCUACAACAGAAAGGACUGCUGUGGAAACAGGAUUGAUGGAGUCACGGUGUACGCAGAUGAUUUCCUUUGUGGAACUAUUAAAUAUGUAGAGAAACAAGACGUUUACAAAGUAGCGUGUAAAAGUGACACGGUUGAGACUGUGGUUGCAACUAACAUCAGGAUUAAAGCUGCUCCUAAACAGUUCCUCACACUGUGCGAGGUUAAAGUAUUAUCAGACCCUACAGCAGAGUUGGGAAAGGAUAAUCUAGUGAACUUGGCCUACCUGAAACCUACUUCUCAGUCAUCUACCGGGUGGGGAGGGGUUCCUGACAGGGCUGUUGAUGGUAAAGAGUCCGGCACUUAUUCCAAGGGAACAUGUACACACACUACAGGACCUGGAUGGUGGAUGGUAGAUUUGAAGGAUAACUGCGCUGUAGAGAAAAUCUGGAUCAAAAACAGGAUGGACUGCUGUAGUGACCGAAUUGAUGGUGUUAAGGUUUACGUAGGAGACUUCCUUUGUGGAACUGUCAAGUACAACCCAAUGAAGUACGCGUACGAGGUGGAGUGUGAGGAGGGACACGGAGCUGUGGGACAGACUGUUAAAAUUGUUAACGACAAAACUUUCCUCACCCUCUGUGAAGUCAAGGUAUGGGGACCUAAAGACCCAGUAAUUGAGGACAUGGCCUCGGAAGAUGAGGUUGUUGGUGAUAAGAGUGCUGCUGUUGAUGACGCUACAUCCGCCGCUUCCUGUCCUGUCGGAAAGGUUGUAACGUACUGUGAAGUAGCAACAGGACAAGUUGGUGUGAACUCUGAUGGAGCAUUAGUAAACGCUCAAACUGGGGCUAUCUGUGUGGCUUACAACGGGUGGGGAGGUGCUGGAGUCAUUGCUAAAGCAGUGUGCACAGAGAAUGAACAGAUUGGAGACCCCUGUAACGGACCCAAACUCCAGAAAUACAAACAUCUUUACAGUAAGGGAGCCAGUCCUAGUCUGGAGUGUCCUGUUGGUUAUGAGCCUGUCAUCUGUAACGCUCACUCCUUCUGGUGGGAUCAACUCACAAACAAAGGAAUCAGUGGUGUAGGAGUAAUUCCUAACGAUGCUGCAUGUGCUGUGCCUAACUGCAGUGACCAGAAGUGGUGUGAUGUAACCCUCGUCUGCAAACUAAUGGAUGACUUGAACGCGUACGCAGCGAAGGUGUGUCCGGACUGUGAAGGUUGGAACUGUGCUGCUGAGGAAGUGUGUGAUAUGGUAGAAGCGGAGGAUGACUCCGAGGUUAAGGUUCCGUUCUGCUCUGAGAAACAGACCGGUUGCGAUGUCGACAGAUGCGGAGAUCACGGCGAGUGCGAGGCUGUUGGGGCUGAUGACUACACUUGUGAUUGCGAGGACGGGUUUGAGUUCGAUGAGAGCGCUGGAACUUGUAUGCCUAAACACUCUAAAUAUCGAACUGUUUAUGGUGACAAGGCUCUUGGAGAUGAUGCUCACAGUUACGCUUCUUGCAAUGAGGGAGAGAAAGUUAUGAGGUGUCACACAUUCGGAAUGCCCGGUGCUGCUGAUGGUGUCACCAUCACCUCUUCAAACGGGGUUGCCAGGUGUGAGGCUAGAGCGUCCAACAGCAAGAAGUUCCCAAUCAUGGCAGUUGCAUAUUGUGGUGAUGACUCUGUCUUCACUGAUCCUUGCACCCAAGAUGAAAUCCAUGGAAUAGAAUACAGGAACAAAGCAGACAAGUCCCCCUCAGUAGAGUGUCCGGGAGGGUACGUCAUGGAGAGUUGCAUCUUCCACAGUCCCUGGUCUCAACAACUGACUGCCGAGAACAAGUCGCGUAUCAACAGUAUCGGUGCUGUUGAUAUCAAUGAUGAUGGAACCUGUUCCAUGGACAACUGUUUGAGCAACCCGGCUGGUCAUCAGUGGUGUAAACUUACUGCUGUCUGUAAGAAACUGACUGGUUCGGAGUACCUCAAGACGGCUUGUCCAACCUGUGAACAAGUGCGGUGCCCUGCAGAACAAGAGUGCCAGAUGGUUAAGGAACUCCCGAUGUGUGUACCUAGGAUACCUGGUGGUUGCGAGGAAGACAAAUGCGGCAAAGGAGAGUGCCAGGAGGACGGUCCCAACUACAAGUGUCUGUGUGAUGAGGGAUACAAGUUCGAUGGUGAGACCUGCUCUGAUGUGGACGAGUGCCCCGAGGAACCUUGUGGAAAUGGAGAGUGUACCAACACUCCUGGAUCUUACACAUGUGAGUGCAACAAAGGAUAUGAGCUUGUUCACGGGACCUGUGAAGAUAUUAACGAGUGCCUGGACACCCCUUGUGAUGACACGGAGAGAUGUUCUAAUGUUGAAGGAAGUUUCAUCUGUGACUGCCUCGACACAUUUGUAAAGGACCCUAAAACAAAAGACUGUGUGUGCACUGACGGAUAUGAAAAUGAAGACGGGAAAUGUGUGGAUAUCGACGAGUGCGAGGAUAGUCCUUGUGGAGAAAACCAGGACUGUUUCAAUGAAGUAGGCAACUACCACUGCGAGUGCACAGAAGGAACAGAGAAAGGACAAGACGGAUCGUGUAUGGCAUUACAACUUGUUGACUGUGAUAUUAAGCCUAAGAAAGAAAAGGUCAAGGGAUUCAAGGGAAUGAACGUAAAUGUCAAGCUGGUGGGGGAGAAGAAGAAGACGUUGAAGAAAUACGCCACAAUCACGUGGGAGAAGAACAACGACCCCUGGAAGCCAAAGGAUGAUGGAAAAGACAAACUUAACGGCUUCAUGAUCAGGGACUUUGAUGUUGAUGACGUUGGUGUGUAUGUCGGUUCUAUCUUUAUCGACCAAGACGGCGAGGUCUCCAAAUGUGAGGUCGAGGUGGAAACUGAACUCGUUGAGGGUUCAGUUACACUGACGGUAGAAAACGAGGAAGCUCUUAUGAAGCCACAGAAGGCUGGCAAGGAACUCAAAAUCAAAUGCGACCUUGAUUUGGAUAACGUAAAAUUAGACGACCCUAAGAGUCCUGACAAUGUUAACUGGUACAAGGUUACUGAGGAUGGUGAAGAGCUGAUGGAUGACUCGGACACCAUAGGCAUCGAGAGGGGCAGGGGAGUGUAUAUCCUGGUAUUCAAGAACCCCACACCAGAAGACACUGGUACCUACCGAUGUGAGUUCGAUCAGAUGGGUAUGGAAGUAUCUGAUGACGUCACAAUCGAGGUGGUUUAAAAUGAAAACAAGAAUUUUUUAGAUGGACUUGAUUGAAAAGAGUAAAAAAAUAUACGGAAGUUUGAUUUGUGAUGCUACAAAAAUGAUUCAAUGAUAAC
This is a messenger RNA of Bolinopsis microptera, 5721 nucleotides long. RefSeq lists its product as uncharacterized. The transcript has 39 exons. The record is from RefSeq and is a predicted model, not a curated record. The coding region runs from base 41 to 5623 and encodes 1860 amino acids. Gene Ontology annotation, molecular function: calcium ion binding; carbohydrate binding. Lineage: Eukaryota; Metazoa; Ctenophora; Tentaculata; Lobata; Bolinopsidae.